GCGGUGGCCGCAUCAGCUCCUGCUGCCCUUAAAGGCUCCAGGUGGUUAUGCCGCGUUCUGUGUCGCCGUGACCGGCACUUGCCGCGGCGGUCAUGGAGUGGACAACCGGAAACUCCAGAAACCGAAAAAUGGACCCAGUGACCUUCGAGGAUGUGGCUGUGAACUUCACCCAGGAGGAGUGGGCUUUACUGAAUCCUUCGCAGAAGAAACUUUACAGAGAUGUGAUGCAGGAAACCUUGAGGAACCUGGCCUCAGUAGGAAAAAAAUGGGACAAUCAUAACAUUGAAGAUUGGUACAAAACCCAAGGGAGAAAACUAAGAAGUCAUAUGGUAGAAAAACUGUGUGAGAGCAAAGAAGGUAAUCAAGAUGGAGAAACUGUCAGCCAGAUUCCAAAUCUUAAUCUGAACCAGAAAACUCUUUCUGGAGUAAAACCAUGUGAAUGUAAUGUGUGUGGGAAAGUCUUCAUGCGUCAUUCAUUCCUUAAUAGGCACAUCAGAUCUCACAGUGGACACAAACCAUAUGAGUAUCAUGAAUAUGAGGAGAAGCCAUAUAAAUGCAAGGAAUGUGGGAAAGCCUUCAGUUACCGCAAAUCUGUUCACAGACAUGAAAGGACUCACACUGGAGAGAAACCCUAUGAAUGUAAGGAAUGUGGGAAAGCCUUCACAUGGCUCACAACCUUUCGAAGACACAUGAUAACACACACUGGAGAAGGACCCUAUAAAUGUAAGGAAUGUGGGAAAGCCUUUAGUUGUUCCACUUCAUUUCGAGCACAUGAAAGAACUCACACUGGAGAGAAACCCUUCGUAUGUAAACAGUGUGGUAAAUCCCUCAGGUCUCCUCUAGGUUUGCGAAUACAUGAAAGAAGUCACACUGGAGAAAAACCCUAUGAAUGUAAGCAGUGUGGUAAAGCCCUCAGUUGUCCCAGUUCCUUUCGAAGACAUGAAAGGAUUCACACUGCAGAGAAACAAUAUGAAUGUAAACAAUGUGAGAAAACCUUCAGUUCUCCUCUAGGUUUGCGAAUACAUGAAAGAAUUCACACUGGAGAGAAACCCUAUGAAUGUAAGGAAUGUGGUAAAGCCUUCAUUUCUCUUUCAAGCGUUCGUACACACAUGAUAACACACACUGGAGAUGGACCUUAUAAAUGUAAGGAAUGUGGGAAAGCCUUCAUUUGUCCCAGUUCAUUUCGAUCACAUGAAAGGACUCACACUGGAGAGAAACCAUAUGAAUGUAAACAGUGUGGUAAAACUUUCAGUUGGCCCAGUUCCUUUCGAAUACACGAAAGAACUCACACUGGAGAGAAACCCUAUGAAUGUACAGAAUGUGGGAAAACCUUCAUUUAUCGCACAACCUUUCAAGGACACGUGAGAAAGCACACUGGAGAGAAACCCUAUAAAUGUAAAGAAUGUGGGAAAGCCUUCAUUUCUCCCUCAAGUGUUCGAACACACAUGAUAAUGCACACUGGAGAUGGACCUUAUAAGUGUAAGGAAUGUGGGAAAGCAUUCAAUUUUCCCAGUUCAUUUCGAAUACAUCAAAGAACUCACACAGGAGAGAAACCCUACGAAUGUAAACAAUGUGGCAGAGCCUUCAGUUGUUACACAUCCUUUCGAACACAUGAAAAAACUCACACUGGAGAGAAACCUUAUGAAUGUAUAGAAUGUGGGAAAGCCUUCAUUUAUCGCACUACCUUUCGAGGGCACGUGAGAAUACACACUGGUGAGAAACCCUACAAAUGUAGAGAAUGUGGGAAAGCCUUCAGUCGACCCAAUUCCUUUCGAAGGCAUGAAAGAUCUCAUACUUAAUAGAAACCUCUUCAAUGUAAGCAAUGUGGGGAAAACAUCAGUCGGCCUUCAUUCUUACAUGUGAAAACUCCCACUGGAAAGAAACCCUAUAUGUGUAAGAAAUCUGAGAAAGCCUGUUACAAAUU
This is a messenger RNA of Eubalaena glacialis (North Atlantic right whale), 1924 nucleotides long. Its product is annotated as zinc finger protein 709-like. Gene Ontology annotation, cellular component: PcG protein complex; transcription regulator complex. The transcript has 4 exons. The record is from RefSeq and is a predicted model, not a curated record. Lineage: Eukaryota; Metazoa; Chordata; Mammalia; Artiodactyla; Balaenidae. Gene Ontology annotation, biological process: regulation of transcription by RNA polymerase II. Bases 93 to 1799 code for a protein of 568 amino acids. Gene Ontology annotation, molecular function: RNA polymerase II cis-regulatory region sequence-specific DNA binding; DNA-binding transcription factor activity, RNA polymerase II-specific.